AUGACAAAGGACGGGAAAUGGACAGUUGUUGGAAAGAACGCCUACGGGCAAUGCGAGAGCUCGUGCUCCUUGGCUGUAGAAGUUCCUGAUGGUCAGUUCGCUCCCAGCUUCAAUCGUCCUCUCGAAGACGUCCGAUGUGGAGAAGGCGACCUGUUGCGAUUCAGUGUCAAAGUCGCGGCAAAUCCUCCACCAAAAAUUUUCUGGUACCAUAACGGCGAGGAAAUUCAUUACACUGACCGUUAUCGACCGCAGGAUGAUGACGAAAAACGAGAGUACAGUCUCACUAUUAUGAACGUUCAGCCAAAAGACACUGGAGAGUACAAAUGCAUUGCACGAAAUGUGGUUGGCAGAGCUCAAUGUACAUGUACCCUACGAGUAGGAGAAUCCAGAUUCCAACGAGCGAAGAAAGUCGACUACACGCGAGCGCCCCGUUUCAGAAUGCCCCUAGCUAAUCCUCGAGAAAUACCAAAGGGAACCGAAAUGGUGUUAACAUGUGUUGUCACCGGUGCGCCUUUCCCUGACAUCAUUUGGCUGAAGGACGGUGAAAAAGUGCCCACAGCCAAUUGCGAUAUCAGAUGUGAUGAUGGCGUUUGUACUUUGACCAUUUUCUCUUCCACCGAAGAUGAUGCUGGCUGCUAUACUUGUGUGGCAGAAAAUAUUCAUGGCUUAUCUGAGUCGACGAGCACCGUUCGCAUUAUUCCUCCAUCGAAAAAAGAUCACAUGGCUCCGAAAUUCGUCGAAUUGCUCACAAAUCGAUCUGUUCUUGAGCACGAAGAAAUUCAUCUCGAAUGUAUGGUGACUGGCAAACCUUCACCGUCUAUUACCUGGUAUAUUCGAUUCUGGUUCCACAUUAUUUCAAAGACUGACCGUGUAUUCACCUCCGAGCACAAGCCCUACCGUGUGUACAAGGACGGCUUAAAACUGAUGCUAGAAAACCGAAUGCUUCACUACACUGAUCGAAAAGGAUUAACACGAUUGAACAUCAUGAAAUCCACCCUUCGAGAUUCCGGAGAAUAUACUUGUGAAGCCGUCAAUGAGUCAGGAAAAGACUUCACUCACAGUCAUGUUCAAGUUAUCGGAACGAGUUUCGGCCGAGUCACGCCGUCCACUUCACGUUGUCCAAGCCCCAGCAGACCAUCUUCAUCCUCUGGAUGGCAUGAUGCUCGUGCCCCUGUGAUAACUCGUCCUCUCGAAGAUGCCGUCGUAACAGCAGGAAAUCGUGAGCUUCUGGAACUCGAAGUGGACAGCUCAGUUCCAGUAACAGUUGAAUGGUACCACGAUGGAAAACUGGUUGCGGAAAGCCGAACCUUGCGGACUUACUUUGAUGGACGAGUUGCCUUCUUGAAGAUUUACGAGGCGCGGCCUGAACAUCACGGGAAAUACGUCUGCAAGGUCUUCAACAAAAUGGGAGCUCUGGAAACUGCUGCCAUGCUUACGGUUGAAGAGAAGCUUGCUGUACAUCUGCCCUACAUGCCUGUAUUCAGCAAGAAACUCCAAGAUGUCACCGUUGGACAG
Messenger RNA from Cooperia oncophora, 1515 nucleotides. The record is from the annotation of a GenBank genome assembly. NCBI's taxonomy places the organism in Eukaryota, Metazoa, Nematoda, Chromadorea, Rhabditida, Trichostrongylidae.